CAAGGUAGUGGGCACCGAGUCACCAGGCACAACAGUGGGCUCUGAGUCAAUUGGCACGACAGCGGGCACCGGGUCAUCAGGUACCGGAUCGUCUUGCUCGACAGCAGGCACCGGGUCAUCUGGCGUUGGAUCAUCUGGCUUGACAGCAGGCAUCGGGGUCACCAGGCAUGACGCGGGGCACUGGGUCAUCAGGCAUUGGAUUGUCUGGCUCGACAGCGGGCAUCGGGUCACCAGGCAUGACAGCAGGCACUGGGUCAUCAGGCAUUGGAUUGUCUGGCUCGACAGCGGGCAUCGGGUCACCAGGUAUGACAACGGGCACUGGGUCACCAGGCAUCAGGUCAUUUGGCUCGCCAGCGGGCACUGCGUCAUCUGGCAAGGCAGUGGGCACCGAGUCACCAGGCACGACAGUGGGCUCCGAGUCAACUGGCAUGACCGCGGGCACUGGGUCAUUUGGCUCGACAGCGGGCACCGCGUCAUCUGGCAAGGCAGUGGGCACCGAGUCACCAGGCAUGACAGUGGGCUCUGAGUCAAUUGGCACGACAGUGGGCACCGGGUCAUCAGGCAUGACAGCGGGCACUGGGUCAUCAGGCAUUGGAUCGUCUGGCUCGACAGCGGGCAUCGGGUCAUCAGGUACCGGAUCGUCUGGCUCGACAGCGGGCAUCGGGUCACCAGGUAUGACAGCGGCACUGGGUCAUCAGGAGUGAUAGGAUCAUCAGGCUAGAUCAGUUCAUCAGGCUGGGUAGAGACAUCAGGCUGGGUAGAGACAUCAGGCUGAAGUGCGGGUGCCGAGGCACCAGGCUGAACCAUGGAAGGCAGGUUCUCAGACGACAGGCUCACCGGUUUGGAUACUGGCAGGAUGGUACUGGUUGGAAAG
Staurois parvus is the source of this 874-nucleotide messenger RNA. NCBI's taxonomy places the organism in Eukaryota, Metazoa, Chordata, Amphibia, Anura, Ranidae. The record is from the annotation of a GenBank genome assembly.